AUGAAGACUCGCUUGACAUAUGUCUAUGAAGGGGACAGCGAAUUCGACCCUGCCCAGACCACCGUGAACGAGACUUCGCUGUCUAUCCGAGCCUUGAAAGCUGCUAAGCAGGAGAGGAUCUUGUUCGACUACACCGAGCUCCCCCACGAGAUACGACAGGUGCUGAAGAAAUGCCGUGACCUGCGCAUUCGUUGGGCCUCCGAACGACCAUACGCUGCCGUUGCGCCGUUUAGCAGCAGGGUCUCCCCGGGGCUGCAUGUCAUCUAUACGCCAGCUAGCAGUGGCUCAUCCGGUGAAUCCCUGUGCCGUCUCCUCCAGAAAAGCUUCAGCAACCAGAUCGAUUGCACCCUUUCUCCGCUAUCGUCUUCUCCAUCUUCAUUUAUACCAACCACCGAUCCGUCCCCACGGCUAAAGUUCCAAACACUGCUACCAUCCCUACACCAGCUUCUCACCUUCCUCGAUCGAUAUAUCUGUCAAGAAAACGUCGAGUGUCGUAACCAUGUUGCCUCGAUUGCCUUGGCUUCCUCGCUGGAUAUAGACUACAAUGAUUCCACGGGUCAUCUCAUGGUAGCUGGAUACUGGCCCGAGUCUCCAGACCAGGAUGGAUGGACGGAAGUAAUUGACCAGCCCAAGUAUGACGGAGACAGAGUUGAGAUUGGAAUCUUAGCAGAGCAAACCCCCCUUAAACCGGAGGAAGUGAGAGUGGGUGGGAUGCUGGCUGAUGUAGGCCGAAAAGCAGAGCUAACUCCCACGCUCUUCAGCUUCAACUCUCGACAUCAUCCUAUAACACCAACAUAUCGUACCCAUUUCCCAUCGCCAACCGGUCUCCAUCCGACUCUCCAGCUUUCCCUGUCGAAAUCCUCCCUCUUUCCUCCCACCAAUGUACCACCGGACACAGCCUGCUCUUUAUACACAUACCUCAGCCUCCCGUCAACAAUAUUCGCAGACAAAUAUCAGCUCUCCACCAAAGAUCCCCUCUUCCUCCAGUCCCACAACCUCGUCUCCCUACAUAGUAUCCAAGGUGAAACCGACCUCGAAGCCCCAGACUGGGUAACACACCAAUGGGGAUCCAACCUCCUUCUAGAACUAGCAACUCCCUCGCCAGACACCGCUUCAGAAUUUGCACUUGCCAACGAUGACUGGAACAUAACUGUCCCUCUCCACCUUCGAUACCUCCACCCUUCCCCCUCAGGAUACCGCGAUAUAUCCGUGCCCUGGCCGGUGGUCUUCUGGGCCUGUGCCCCUGAGGAUGAAAGCGCAGAUGAUAAGCAGAAUAUUAACCCGUUUGAUCGCGUCAGCUUAGGAUGGGAAUCGAAUUUCCCUGCUAGAACAACUUAUCAUCAUCUUCAGCCCUCUCCGCCUCCUUCAACGCCGGGGCGGCCAAGUAACCUGCUAGUCGAAACGAUUACUGUUCCCGUAUUGAAUAUGAGCCGUGAUACCCAGCGGAUGGAGAUCCAGGUAGGAACCGCCAUGAUCAUCAUCGGUGGUUUCAUGUGGGUGCUAUGGAAGUUGGGGCUAAUAACGAAUGCUCCUGAUUCGGUGCUGGAUGAAUCAGAAGAGAGUAAGAAAGACCAAUAA
Microsporum canis CBS 113480 is the source of this 1578-nucleotide messenger RNA. Its product is annotated as pbn1. Gene Ontology annotation, molecular function: mannosyltransferase activity. The coding region runs from base 1 to 1578 and encodes 525 amino acids. Gene Ontology annotation, biological process: GPI anchor biosynthetic process; protein processing. The transcript is spliced from 5 exons. The record is from RefSeq and is a predicted model, not a curated record. NCBI's taxonomy places the organism in Eukaryota, Fungi, Ascomycota, Eurotiomycetes, Onygenales, Arthrodermataceae. Gene Ontology annotation, cellular component: glycosylphosphatidylinositol-mannosyltransferase I complex; endoplasmic reticulum membrane.